Molecule: messenger RNA, 1020 nt
Organism: Leucoraja erinaceus (little skate)
Lineage: Eukaryota; Metazoa; Chordata; Chondrichthyes; Rajiformes; Rajidae
Product: probable G-protein coupled receptor 139
Exons: 2
Coding region: 1-1020 (339 amino acids)
Biological process (GO): G protein-coupled receptor signaling pathway
Cellular component (GO): membrane
Molecular function (GO): G protein-coupled receptor activity
Source: RefSeq, a predicted model, not a curated record
AUGGAGUCGGCCAAGAUCACUAUGCACUGGUUGGAAGUACUACGCAUUAAAAAAGCUUUCCAAGCCGUCCAAAGGAUUUACUACCCCCUGCUCGCAGCCGUUAGUGUUCCUGUUAACGUUAUGACAAUUGUGAUCCUGUCCCGGGGAAGAUGCGGCCUAUCCACUUGCGUAACUCGUUACCUUGUGGCCAUGGCGGCGGCGGAUCUGUUGAUUGUCAUCAUCGACUUGAUAUUGAGGCAUAUACCCAUCCUCUAUUGGAAGGAGUUCAGUUUUGUGCAGUCCUUUCCCGUGUGCAAUAUCCACGCCGUCCUGCUGUUCGCAGCUACAGACUGUUCUGUCUGGUUCACCGUCACCUUCACCUUCGAUCGAUUUGUGGCCAUAUGUUGCCCGAAGAUGAAAACGAAAUAUUGUACCGAGCGAACGGCGGCGUUUGUUUUAGGGACAGUGACAGUGUUGAGUUGUUUGAAGAACAUUUUCUGGUACUUUAUGUUGACGGGUCGCUAUUUGCUGACGAAUCUCCCCUGGUUUUGUGCAGUGGUUCCCGGCGUGCGCUCUUCGCGGGUCUGGGCAGCAAUUGAGUUUCUUCAUUACAUUUUCACCCCGGGCGUCCCAUUCCUUCUGAUUAUGCUGCUCAAUAUGAUGACGGUCAGACACAUUGUGGCAGCCAGCAGAGCGCGCAGGAGAUUCCACGCUCAAAGCAGUGGAGAGUGUGGGAAGAAUCCCAGAGAUGCAGAAAUGGAGAGUAGAAAGAAGUCCAUAAUUUUAUUGCUGGUUAUCUCAGGCAAUUUCAUCUUCUUAUGGUCACUGUUCAUCGUGUACGCUAUCUGUUACCGAAUAUUGGCCUUGGGACAUUUGUCUGUGGACGUCAAUAUUUAUGUUGAACAGAUUGGAUUCAUGUUGCAGCUUCUGAGCUGCUGCACCAACACAGGCAUUUACGCAGUGACUCAGACCAAGUUCAGAGCGGAGAUGACGAAUGCAGUGAAAUAUCCUUUUACCGCAAUUAUGAAGUUAAUGAAAUGA